Molecule: messenger RNA, 1488 nt
Organism: Raphanus sativus (radish)
Lineage: Eukaryota; Viridiplantae; Streptophyta; Magnoliopsida; Brassicales; Brassicaceae
Product: F-box protein At5g07610
Exons: 1
Coding region: 187-1488 (433 amino acids)
Molecular function (GO): protein binding
Source: RefSeq, a predicted model, not a curated record
AUAUUUGAAAUAGUCAAAAAGUCAACUAAACCAAGAGAGUACUUGAUAAGCAAAAUUUUACAAUAGCUUCCUCCACAAUCUUCUUGGAAAAAAAUAAAAAUAAAACAGAACACAUCUCUUUAUAAUCUAACAUCGAGUCUCUCUCCUCUUCACUCCUAUAAACCCUAAAACCAAUUCCUACUAAAGAUGUCUUCUAGUUCAAGAACAAAAGCUCCAACAUCGACGAGAACCCGUAGAAACUACGGUGUCUCCUCUUCGCCUUCCAAGAUCGUAGCAGAUCUCGACGAUGUCUUGCUCCACAUCCUCUCCUUUCUCCCAAUCAAAGCCCUCAUCAAAUGCAAACGCGUAUCAAAACGCUGGCGUUCUCUCAUCACAAACCCUAACUUCUCCAACCGCAUCAUCACUUCCAAACACCCCCUCCCCAUCUCUGGCCUUUACUUACAAGGAACAAGAAGAGAGAUAGAAUACAGAUUCGUCUCUCUCGAUAACGAUCAGCUUUCCUUACCAUCACAGCUUCGGUUUGCAGAUCAUCCAACUUCGAUCAUCGUAGUGCAGUCAACCAACGGUCUUCUCCUCUGCAAAUGCACUUGUCAUCCUAACCAUUUCAACCGUAACUACUACGUUUAUAAUCCCACAACGAAGCAGAAGACUCUCCUCCCUCCGAUCACUGACCACGUGUCGCUCUCUCUAGCUUUCGAUCCUUCUAUAUCUCCUCACUAUAAAGUCUUUUGCCUCAGAAAAAGCAUCUCCUCUGUUUCCUCUGCUUCCUCUGCUUCCUCUGUUUCCCCUGUUUCCUCUGUUUACUCUGUUUCAUCUGAUCUUUACCAUAUAGAGGUUUACUCUUCUAACGAAGGACCAUGGAGAAGAGUUACUUCGGUUCCUUCUUUCACUCUUCCUCAAACCCUUACCGAUCUCAGUAACACCGUCUUCUGGAACGGCGCGGUUCACUGGUUUUGGUUUGGUCCAAACUCGAGAGACUGCCUCUCUUUUGACAUCAGUAGAGAAGAAAUCAAGACUCUUCCUCUCCCUUAUCUUGACUACCAAGACUACGACGAGACACCUGAUGUCGGCACCUUGAGUUUUACAGAAGAAUCCAGAGGAAACCUUCACUUCAUCGAGGUAAACGAUCUUGGUUCUUCAGACUUACCGGUCUACGAAAUGGAAACAAACAGCUCAACCUGGUCCUUGAAGCAUCACGUUGACUUAGAGCCUCUUGCAGCAGCUUUUCCGGAGAUCGUCAGAACCGAAUAUUACACAUAUAGGAAGAUCUAUUCGUUCUCCGUCAUCGGGUUUGUGAAGGGAGAGACAGAUGCGGAGUCAUACAUAGUGCUUCACAUUCCAAAAAUGGCUGUUAAGUACAACUUCGUCAGCAAGACUUUCAAGAAGCUUUGCAGCUUUGAACCAUCACAAGAUGAUGAUGAUGGUGGUGAUAACUUUUACGGAUUCCGAAGAUCUUUUCAGUUCAUAGAGUCUCUUGCUAACGUCUAG